Corylus avellana is the source of this 3477-nucleotide messenger RNA. Lineage: Eukaryota; Viridiplantae; Streptophyta; Magnoliopsida; Fagales; Betulaceae. The record is from RefSeq and is a predicted model, not a curated record.
AUGGCCUUUCAAGGAGCCUCUUCUUCUUCUUCUUUCACCCGUCAAUGGGCUUACGAUGUGUUCUUAAGCUUUAGAGGUGAGGAUACUGGUACCAAUUUUACUGCACAUCUAUAUUCAGCUCUGCGUCAAAACGGAAUCACCACCUUCAUACAUGACGAGCUUACAAGCGGAGAAGAAAUUUCACCAACACAUCUCAAAGCCAUUGAAGAGUCAAAGAUAUCAAUCAUUAUAUUCUCUCAAAACUAUGCAUCAUCUGCAUGGUGCUUGGAUGAGUUAAUGAAGAUACUUGAGUGUGAAAAAACAAAGGGGCAAGAGGUUCUACCAGUGUUUUACAACGUAGAUAAGUUGGAAGUACAGAAUCAAACCUUCAGUGUCGGAAAAGCAUUCACUCAACUUGAAGACAAGUUCAAGGAUGAUAAAAUGAAGAUCCAGAUGUGGAAGAAAGCCCUAACAGAGGCUGCCCAAUUUCCCGGGAAGCCUUUGGAAUUGGGGAAAAGGAUUGAAACUGAAUUUAUACGUGAAAUCAUUGGAUGGGUGAAUCCAAUAUUACUUGAACAGACGCAAUUCCAAGUUGCCCGGCAUCCGGUUGGAAUAGAGUCUCGUGUGCAAGCUGUGAAGUUGCUUUUAGAUAUAGAGAAGAAUGACUGUACAUGCAUGGUAGGAAUCUUUGGAACUGGUGGAGUUGGUAAGACAACUCUUGUCCAAGCUAUCUAUAACUCGAUUGCUUCUCAGUUUCAAAGAAGUUGUUAUCUUGGAGACAUUAGGGAAACUUCCGGUCGAAAGGAAGGUCUGAUCUAUUUGCAAAAUGAACUUCUUGCUAUGAUCCUAAGAGGCUCAAGUCUAAAAGUUGAAAAUGUUCAUCAAGGAAUUACUUUGAUAAAGGAAAGUCUUCACAAUUUAAGGGUACUUCUAGUUCUUGAUGAUGUGGACAAUUUAGUCCAAUUAAAAUACCUAGUUGGAAAAGGUAAUUGGUUUGGUUUAGGAAGUAGAAUCAUCAUAGCCACAAGAAAUAAAUUUGUACUUCGUGCACAUGGAGUUGGUUCAAUAUACCAAGUGAAGGAGUUGGAUCAUAAUGAAGCUCUUCAACUCUUUAGUUGGCAUGCCUUUAAUAGAGAUAAACCUCAUGAUCAUUAUGUGGAAGUCACAACAGAUGUAAUACGUUAUAGUGGAGGAUUGCCACUAGCUUUAACAUUGCUAGGCUCGACUCUAAAAGGUAGAGAUGCACGUUUUUGGAAAAGUAAAUUGGAGGCGUACAAAAGAAUUCCUCCUAAUGAUAUUCUAGAAAACCUUAGAAUAAGUUAUGAUGGAUUGAAUGCAAAUGCGAAGGAUAUUUUCCUUCACAUUGCGUGUUUCUUUAAAGGAGAGAAUGCAGAAUAUGUUACAAAAAUACUAGAUAGUGUUGGUUUUUGCUCAUAUACAGGCAUCGAAGAUUUGAAGGAUAACUGUCUCAUAACUCAAUCUCAUGGAUCAUUGGUGAUGCAUGACUUGGUGCAAGAAGUGGGUAGAGAAAUUGUUCGUCAAGAGUCACCCAACAAACCUGGCAAGCGCAGUAGAUUGUGGUUUCAUGAAGAUGUUCGUUAUGUCCUAGAACAAAAUAUGGGAACAGAGAUAGUUGAAGCCAUAUUGGUAGAUUUGCCUGAAGCAGACUUAAUACACUUGAGUUCCGAAGUCUUCAAGAAGAUGAACAGGCUUAAAUUGUUUAUCUGCCGUAAUGCACGCUUUUCUGAAGAGCUUAAUUUUCUCCCUAAUGAGUUAAGGUUCCUUUAUUGGCCUAAAUAUCCCGAAGAAUCUUUUCCAUCCAAUUUUCAUGGAAAGCAACUUGCUAUUUUAAGAAUGCCUCACAGUAACCUCAAGGGAUUGGAGGGAGUUGAGCUUGUUGAUUUGAGUCUUGUAAACUGCUACAAUCUUAGGAGUUUUCCGAGAAGUCUCAAGUUGAGAUCUCUAGAAUCUUUUGUCCUUCGUGGUUGCUUAAGACUUAAGAACUUUCCUGAAAUUGAGUGUCAAAUGACACAUUUAGAGCACAUCGACUUUCAAUAUACUAGUAUAGAGAAACUACCUUCAUCCAUUGGGUACCUCAUUGGGGUUAAAAAAUUAUAUCUAGCUGGUUGCACAAACCUUACGAGUCUUCCAGAUAGCAUUUAUCAACUACAAAAUUUAGAGUAUUUGAAUCUCAACGGUUGUACUAGUAUAGAAAGAUUGCCUUCAUCCAUUGGGUACCUUGUUAGAAUUAAAACAUUAGAUCUAGGCGGUUGCACAAACCUCAUGAAUCUUCCAAAUAGCAUUUAUCAAUUGCAACAUUUACAGCAACUUGAUCUCCAAGGUUGUUCAAAAGUUGUAAAGUUUCCAAAUAACAGACAAUCCAUACCCUCUAUUGCAUCCACAAAGGAAUUUGAAAUUUCAUCAGCAGUGGAAUCAGUCCAACCGUUCCUCGUUUCUAAUGAUGGUUGUUCCUCAAUAUCAUUUCCAAAACUUCAAUGGUUGGAUCUUGGAAAUUGUGCCCUAUCAGAAUCAAAUUUCUUUACGACAUUUGAUUGUUGCUCUAUGUUGAACCAUUUAGAUCUAUCAGGGAGUGAUAUUGUUACCAUUCCUCGAUGCAUUGAAAGUUUUGUUGGGUUGACAUUUCUUUAUUUGAAUGAAUGCAAACAACUUCGAGAAAUUAUUGGACUUCCACCAAAUGUAGAAGUAGUGAAAGCUAGGGAGUGCAUGUCAUUGGAAAUAUUUUUAGAAGGUAGAAGAUCUCAAUUGUUUAAUACGUGGGAUCCACCAAAACCUAUGGGGCGUGGAAGGCUGUUUCCAACACUACAAUCAUCAAGUCUUGUAAAUAGUGUUGUAACAGAAUCCAAAGAUUGCUUUUUCAGUUUGGAAGAACUAGACCUAUCAAGUAGUGCUAUUGUUAGCCUUCCUACAUGGUUCAACAAAUUUGUUGAAUUGAAAUGCCUUACCUUGAAAGAUUGCAAGCAACUUCGAGAAAUUUCGAAACUUCCAUCAAAAAUAGAAGAGGUAGAUGCACAUGGAUGCACGUCAUUGGAAAGAUUUCAAUCUAAUAAUAUAUAUGAUCUACCGGCGCUUCAAUGGAUUGACUUGUCAGAUUGUCAUAAAAUGUGUGAAAAUAUAGGGAAUGAUGUGCAAUUUCGUUUAUUGAAUAAGGGAUAUCCUGAGGACUAUAAAUUUGUCUGUAUAUUUCCAGGAGAUAAGAUUCCAGAUUGGUUUAGCCAUUCUAAAGAGGUUUCAAAUAGUAAUUCAUGUGAAAUACCUAUUAAUGGGCUUGCACAUUUGGAUGGAGACAUCACAAGAAUUGCUUUGUGUGUUGUUAUUGGAACAAAAGCAAAUAUCCCUGAUGGACAAGAUGAAAUAAUAAAGGGUGGGCAAGAUGAAGAUGCUUAUGGAAUUAUCUUUAAAGUCAUCAAUGGUGGUGAAGAAAUCUAUUCUUAUGUGAAGGAAGAUAUCCCUGGUCAAUUUCACUCAGAUCAUGUAUAA